AUGGCGUGUAAACACGAUGGAAGCAAAACCAAGCGCUCACGGAUAUGGGACUUGUACGAGAACAAACUGUACCGAACACCUCCGACUCCGACUCCUGAGCAGUUGGCUAAACGCGAAAAAGGCUUUGUUUUAGACGGCGUUGCGGUCAGCAAUAUAUCGCAUGAUUAUGGCCGGUGCAACCCGAAAGUCGGUUCAGCCAUUCCAGAAUACGACGCGCAGAAAGAUCCAUGCGCCGUGCGCUAUUUUGAGACCAGUUGCGUGAGACGCGGUUUACCGAAGACCGGACAGGAACCUCCCGGGACAUGUGCUGAAGGAGCAAGUGUUGAAAGGUUCGCUCCGGCCGAUUACCUACGACGCCGCAAUGUGUGGGGAUGCGGUCGCUCCACGGAGGUCGCCGGUGGGCAUGGAUCUGGUGUCUUCGGACCAAUGACACUGAGAAGCUACAACGGAGAAUUUGGAUACCGUCGCAAUACACCAAAACUACGAAAUACUCCUUCGAGUUUUGGUGUAGUUACUGACCUUCCACUUCACUAAGUUUCCAUUAUCAUCGACAGUAGCUCUUACACAUGCAUACCAAACUUGUCGGUUCGCGCGACCACAAAGACUGCACAAUGGAUGCGAUGUUACCAUGGUUUUGCCAAUUGUUCACUUUGGUUCCUACGCUCCGCACUGAUUCGUUACCAAGUUUGUGAGAGAUGUUCAGAGCUAAUACUUCAUUUAGCAACGCAAGCAAACGAAAUACAUCCUCUUCG
Molecule: messenger RNA, 752 nt
Organism: Dicrocoelium dendriticum
Lineage: Eukaryota; Metazoa; Platyhelminthes; Trematoda; Plagiorchiida; Dicrocoeliidae
Source: the annotation of a GenBank genome assembly